Messenger RNA from Sodiomyces alkalinus F11, 1840 nucleotides. RefSeq lists its product as hypothetical. The transcript has a single exon. The coding region runs from base 76 to 1584 and encodes 502 amino acids. NCBI's taxonomy places the organism in Eukaryota, Fungi, Ascomycota, Sordariomycetes, Glomerellales, Plectosphaerellaceae. The record is from RefSeq and is a predicted model, not a curated record.
ACUCUGUAUUGUGCAUACAAUAGUCUCCUCUCUCUAACCACGACCAAAGGCGGAGGAGGGCGGUGCGAAACUACCAUGUUAUACCGUGGAGGUUCUGCCCGGGGACUUCUCCGAGAUGUCCGCUUAUCACCCUCCUGCUCCCUCUGCAUCCCCGUUCGCAGGCCGACUCCCACUCUCGACAGCUCCGCGAAGACAAGCCACUUUUUCCGUACAACGACCCCGACGCGUGCUGCUUCACAAUGGCCCGAUGCCAACGAUAAGCAAGCUCAGAAACAGCAACCCCAACCUCCGUUACCCGUAUCGCAAUUGCUAGCCCGCGAGGCCCUUCUCAACAAGCUCUCCCUCCUUACCCCGGCGCAAAUCACCACCCUCCUCUCGACCCCUGCCGAUGCCCUCCCAUCGUCUCCAACAUCGCGCUCCUCCGGCCGCCGGAGAAUUCCCCGGCGGCUGGUGACGGUCAUCGUCGUCUUGGUCGCCACAGUUACCGGCUACAAUACAGGAGUCAACCUGGUGAACGAAUCGGUGCUCCGGUCUUUCGUGCCCGGUCCCGUCGAGUGGGGAGACAGCGACGACGAUUUAGACGAAGCCGGAAACGACGGCCAAGGAGGCCGUAAGACGGAGGGCCUCUCCGUAGGCGACAGGUACCUGGCCCCCAACGUGCGUGCCAUCACGGCCUGGGACCUGUCCAACUGGUACCCCAUAACCGGCACGAUCCUCCCCACCAGCUUCGACGAACUAUACCCUCCCCCCAUCACCGUCUUCGACCACACCUACAACAGCGCCGAUCCGGACGCCGGCCUCGUCCCCUCCAACUGGGCCGCCCACGCGGUCCCCGUCGCGGCGGUGACGCGCGAGGAGGCGGCGAGGACAGGCGAACCGCUCAUCUUCCCGCCGCCCGACAACCCCUACCAGCGCCACCACUACGUGGCCCGCACGUUGGGGACGAAGAACGCGCUCGGCUCGGUGUACCAGGUCUAUCGCGACGCGCGCACGGAUCAGCUGUCCCUCCUCGUCCGUUUCGGCGGCGCCCUUUCCGGCCUGCUGCCCGAUGUCGUCCACUCGGGCGCCGUGGCCACGGUGAUGGAAGAGGCCAUGGCGCGCGUCGCUGGUCGCCGUCUCCUCGUCCCGGGCCCGCACGGCGAGGGGAAGUCGUGUGCGGUCCCGUCCACGGCCUACCUCGAGAUCGACCACCUGGACGUCCUGUACCCGAAGGACAUGGUCGUCGUGCGCAUGGCGCCUGCUUCGGCUGAGUGGGUUGCCACGCGAGAGGCACGAUUGCGGGGGGGGAAGAAGUGGGUGGCCCCGGAUAGCGGUGGGAACCCUGGCCCUCGGUUCGCGCCCGAUGCUCUUGAUGAGUUUCUGUAUCCCACUGCUUUCCGGAAGGACGAUGGGAAGCAGGCGUCGGGGGCUACGACAGCGACGACGACACCCGAGGAUGAUAAAGAUGUUGCUGCUACCUCUCGCAAGGUAUGGAUCACGGCCAAGAUGGUCAAGGCUGAUACGGGAGACGUGGUAUGUGAAGCUACGGGACUGUAUGUUGUGCCCAAGGGGACGGAGCCGAAGCAGAUGAAUCCUUACUGGUGAGCCAAUAUAUCGUACUGCGGGGCUGUAAAGGGUUUGGGGCUGGGAUUCAUUCAUAUGCAUGGAAAGAACAUGGAAAAACAUGGAAAGAACAUGAAAAUAAGUAAGGUAUAAGGUACAGGAGGUAACCUGAUGAUGCCAUUGUACAAGGUACCAUUCCGUAGCUAGGUACGGUACCUUUGCCUCGCGGCAUAUUUGUUAGUUAGGUACGCUUCUCUGUGCCAGUCACUCUUCUCAUGGCCCGUGUCUCUCGUUAUCC